Molecule: messenger RNA, 644 nt
Organism: Trichogramma pretiosum
Lineage: Eukaryota; Metazoa; Arthropoda; Insecta; Hymenoptera; Trichogrammatidae
Product: ubiquitin-like
Exons: 4
Coding region: 123-572 (149 amino acids)
Biological process (GO): regulation of proteolysis; protein neddylation; modification-dependent protein catabolic process
Cellular component (GO): cytoplasm; nucleus
Molecular function (GO): protein tag activity; ubiquitin protein ligase binding
Source: RefSeq, a predicted model, not a curated record
CAAUACAAUAUUACCAAAUACCAUAUAUCUUCAUCCUUGUUCAUUGUUGCAGGAGUGCGAAUUUUUUGCCUAGAAGUCUAUAUCCUUUAUUGAAUCUUUUGUUCUGAUACGUUUCUGUCACAAUGCGCGUAAUUGUGAAGACUCUGACUGGCAAGGAGAUUAAAGUGGACAUUGAGUCUUCAGAGACAGUGGAAGAGUUGAAAGAGUAUGUUGAAGGUAAAGAAGGUGUUCCAGUUAAUCAGCAAAGAUUUGUAUUUAAUAGAGAGCAGUUAGAGAAUGAGAAGACAUUACAAGAUUACAAUAUUGAAGAUGGAUCUAUAGUUCAUAUGGUCCUUCGCUUAGGUGGUCCUUGCACUACAUGCAUUAUGAAUGUGGCGCACAAUUUUGCAAAAGAUCUUUUAAAAGUUGAUGGAAAUAAUGUUGAAACAACGCAAUUGAAAAGUAUGGCAGAAAGGGCGCUCUCAGUUGCCCAAAGUCUUGAACAAUUACAUAAGGUCAGAGAGAAUGGAGAUAAAAUCAAAAUUAAGCGUCAAUUGAAAUGUCAAUCAAAAGAGGAACAGCAAUCAAAGUGAAGAAUUUUAGCACAAAUUAAUGCAAAAUAAAUUCAUUAAAAUUAAAAAAAUUUUUUUAAACUAUUCAAACAA